Messenger RNA from Neoarius graeffei (lesser salmon catfish), 516 nucleotides. Its product is annotated as cytochrome c oxidase subunit 8B, mitochondrial. Gene Ontology annotation, cellular component: mitochondrion. Bases 87 to 305 code for a protein of 72 amino acids. The record is from RefSeq and is a predicted model, not a curated record. NCBI's taxonomy places the organism in Eukaryota, Metazoa, Chordata, Actinopteri, Siluriformes, Ariidae. Gene Ontology annotation, biological process: mitochondrial electron transport, cytochrome c to oxygen. The transcript has 2 exons.
CAGAAGCCAUUUCUCUUUUCCCUUCCGUCAAAUCUCCUCAGCUGAAGCGUUAGCAUUAGCACUCGACCUGCUUUAGACGCUGCAUCAUGUCUACACUGCUCAGAGGAUUCGCCCGAAUCCGCUCAGCUCCGGCUCUGCGGGGGACAGGCAUCACCCAGCGGGCGAACAUCACAACAAAACCCGCAAAAGAUGUUCUGGGACCAGCUGAGACAGCAAUUGGUCUUGGGGUGUUUGCCAUGACCAUCCUGGUUCCAUCCGGUUGGGUCCUGGCUAACCUUGAGAGCUACAAAAAUAAAGGGGCCUGAAAAAGAAGUCUAGGAUCAUUUCCUUCAAACCCAUACUGGGACCACUGAGCACCUCUCCUUCACAAGGCAGUUUACCUUCUCAUUCGCAUCAAUCUCUAAAACAAAUGAACGAUGUCUGCAAAAUGACUUGUAAUAAUUGGUCUUGCGGGUCUUCUUAUGGAUGAUGUUACACUCUUCUGUCUUAAAAAUAAAAAUGUUAUUUAACUCUUAA